GUCAUGGCCCGAGAAGGGCGUGUGGAACUCGAGGCUGCAGAGGAGCUCGGAAGGACAGAGUUGAUGUCGUCGCAGCCGCUCUUCACCGACUCGGUCUCCGACUCGGAGGAGACCGGGACCGACGUGGCGUCGUCAGCGACACAGGUGGUCGUGGGCGAGGGUACAAAGCCGGAGAAUGCGGAGAAUGCGACAAGUAGAGCAGAUCCAAUGUCAGGAAGCUCGGCUGGUGGUUCGUCUGAGACUGAGGCAGUGUGCUCGCGGUGCGGGCAUGCGGCGGCCGGGCGGACAAAGUAUGCUGUCGACCCGGACUAUCUCGACGUGACUCGUGAUGGCAAGGUGGUGACCUCGGCGCCGUUCCCGGAGCGGAUGCUGACUUCGGCUUCGUGGUCGGCGCUCUUCCCGCCUGGGCGGGCUCGGGCGGGCAAGCCUGCGAGCUUGGACCCGGGCAGAGGCUCGCGCGCCUCUGGCACUGCUGCUGGAAGUGGCGAGGCCGGCAGGAGGGGCAGGACAGCAGCCGGCGAGACUCGUAGUAACGAUAACGAUGACGAUGACGAUGAUGACGACGACGAGAUUGAUGCACAGGAUGUGAUGUUGGCCGAGUCGCUGCUGGCGAUUCUGAACUCGAGCUUUGUGGCACGGGACGGGAGCGAGGCUGUGCACGAGAUGGACGCAGUGCUACAGCCGAGCCACAAGUGGGUGAGCCGCGCGGCGCGGCUCAAGUUUGUGAGCGAGCUGUGCCAGGUUGCGGAGCGGGCGAGCAGAGUGGUGAAGCGCGACCGGAUCCUGCUCUCUGUGAGCGCGCCGACGUACAUUCUGGGCGACCUGCACGGCAACUACCGCGACUUGCGGCUGUUUGAGGACCGGUUCUGGCCUCUGGGCAUCAAGCUUUGUCCGGCGUCUGUCCUGUUUCUGGGCGACUACGUCGACCGCGGGGCGCACUCGCUGGAGACGAUCGGAUACCUGCUUGCGCUCAAGAUCCUUGCGCCGAACAAGGUCUUUCUGCUGCGUGGCAACCACGAGAUGGCGAGCGUCAACUCUGACGCAGAGCUGUACGGGGCGUCGUCGUUCCUUGCGCAGUGCAUGCAGAUGACUGACAAGGUGCGUGUCGAUGGCGAGCGGGUGUGGCGGUCGGUCAACUUUGCGUUUGCGUUUAUGCCGUUUGCGGCGAUUGUGGACAAGGAGAUCUUCUGCGUCCACGGCGGUAUUCCGCGGAUUGUGCACGAGCUGGCGGCAGUGUCGUCGACCAACCGGCAGGCGCCGACGGUGGCGGAGCGGCUGGCCACGUUUCCGCGGCCGAUCUAUGAUAAUGAGCUCGACGAAGACGAGUCUGCGCUGCUGUCCGACUUGCUGUGGGCGGAUCCGGCGACUGAGGCGCAAGAGGCGGUCCUUGCGCGGCAGCCGGCGUUCCCGCCGGGCUUUGGCUUCAACUCGCGCGGCGGGCGGACGGUGGUCUUUGGCUCGGAGGCCGUCGACUCGUUCCUGGCCAAGACUGGAUGCUCGUUCCUUGUCCGGGCCCACCAGCCGCCGUCGCUCGGAGUCUCCUACCAAAAGUCUGCCCGGGUCAUCACCGUCUUUUCGUCCUCGCACUACUGCGGGUCGUACAACUCGGCCGCCGGCGUCCUUGUGGCAGACUCGGCGAUCCGGGUCAUUGUCAUGGCAUCGGCGACGCAGCCAGGCACGGCGCGGCGGGCAGCAGCAGCACCGCCGCAGCCUCCGCGGAGGACGCAGCCGACACAGCCGACGCAGGCGAUGAGCGCGGCGAGCGAGAGUAGUGGCGAGAAGGCGGCGGCGGCGGCGGACCCGCUCCCGUUCCCCAUCGAGCGAACAGUGUGUGUGCCGAACCUCUCGGCGCUCCUCAACGCACCGCCCGGCUCGCGGGCAGCGAGCGUGGCAGCAUCUAGCCCGUCGAUGCUGGCGACGCCACCGUCGAGCAACAGCAAGCGCGCGCGAAGCGAGUCUGACGACGACGAGGCGACGGCAAGCACGGCGUCGCCCGGCUCGGCAACAUCGCCGACGGCCAAGCGCAAGCGGUACCUGUUCAAGUGA
Molecule: messenger RNA, 2046 nt
Organism: Thecamonas trahens ATCC 50062
Lineage: Eukaryota; Apusomonadida; Apusomonadidae
Product: serine/threonine protein phosphatase
Exons: 1
Coding region: 4-2046 (680 amino acids)
Cellular component (GO): nucleus; cytoplasm
Molecular function (GO): protein serine/threonine phosphatase activity
Source: RefSeq, a predicted model, not a curated record